AAAUAAACCACACAGGCAAGCAAAGGGCUUGUAAUGAAACUGAGCAGCAAAAACGCAACUACCACUACGAUUACAAUGUGUAGCAUACAUGUUAAACGGUAAUUUACCCCACAGAUCAGUAAACUGAUGUCAUCAGACCAACCAGCCAUUGUGACGCCAUGAAUCUAAGAGGACUCUUUCAGGACUUCAAUCCCAGUAAGUUCCUGAUCUACUCCUGUCUGCUGCUCUUCUCCGUCUUGCUCUCCUUGAGACUGGAUGGAGUCAUCCAGUGGAGCUACUGGGCCGUGUUCACCCCAAUAUGGCUGUGGAAGCUGCUGGUCAUCAUCGGGGCUUCUGUGGGCACUGGAGUCUGGGCCCACAACCCCCAGUACAGGGCUGAAGGGGAGACCUGUGUGGAGUUCAAAGCCAUGCUCAUUGCAGUUGGACUCCAUGUGCUGUUGCUGAUGUUUGAGGUGUUGGUCUGCGACCGCGUGGAGAGGGGCACCUACUACUGUCUUCUUGUCUUCAUGCCUCUCUUCUUCGUAUCGCCAGUGUCUGUAGCAGCCUGUGUCUGGGGAUUUCGACACGACCGUUCCCUCGAGCUGGAGGUGUUGUGUUCAGUUAACAUUCUCCAGUUCAUCUUUAUUGCUUUGAAGCUGGAUGGGAUCAUCAGCUGGCUUUGGCUGGUGGUGUGUGUCCCACUUUGGAUCCUGAUGUCCUUCCUGUGCCUUGUUGUCCUCUACUACAUUAUCUGGUCUGUCCUUUUCCUCCGCUCCAUUGACAUCAUUGCAGAACAACGGCGAACACACAUUACCAUGGCAAUCAGCUGGAUGACCAUUGUUGUACCCCUUCUCAUCUUUGAAAUCCUGCUGGUACACAAGCUGGAUGGCCACAGUUACACGGUCAGUCUGAGCUAUGUGUGCGUGUUCGUGCCCCUGUGGCUCUCUCUGCUCACACUCAUGGCCACCACCUUUGGCCAGAAGGGAGGAAACCACUGGUGGUUCGGCAUUCGUAAGGACUUCUGUCACUUUCUGCUGGAGCUCCUCCCUUUCCUGCGAGAGUACGGCAACGUGUCCUACGACCUGCAGCGCAGCGAGGACCUUGAGGCAGCUGAGGAUCUGCCUGCUCCAGAGCCUCCACCAAAGAUUGCCCCCGUGUUCCAUAAGAAGACUGGUGUGGUGAUAACACAGAGCCCCGGGAAGUACUUUGUCCCACCGCCCAAACUCUGCAUCGACAUGCCGGAUUAACUUUAUAUAUGGGCCGAUAAGCUGGUUAGAUAACCCAUAAGACUGAAACAGCAGAGGAUGCUGCAUUUAGGUUUACUCUUCUGACAUGAAAAACUUGUGAACUCUACCAGAGUAGCAGAGUACUCAUUAGUGCCAGUCUGGUGGGGACUAACGGAUGCAGAAUCCUCACAUUGCUUUCUCUGACUGUUUUGAAGUAAAGACCCCCUUGCUGAGUUCUCUUGAGGUGAAAAUUAUUGAACUGGUAGUUUUCACCUCUAAAUUUUCACUGUGUUCCUUAUUGUUUUUUUUCUUCCAUUUUAAAAAUGCACAUUUUAAGAAAACUGACAGUGGAAGUGUGUCUAAUUCACUUCUCACCUAAACUCUUUUUCUGACAUGAUUGAGACACAGACUCAGCUAAAGAUGACUCUUGUCUUGCUUUGGGAUGGGGACCAUUUAAAGAGACUGUAGAUUAAAACAGGGAUUGUUUUACA
Messenger RNA from Betta splendens (Siamese fighting fish), 1696 nucleotides. RefSeq names its product transmembrane protein 185 (gene tmem185a). Lineage: Eukaryota; Metazoa; Chordata; Actinopteri; Anabantiformes; Osphronemidae. Bases 159 to 1226 code for a protein of 355 amino acids. The record is from RefSeq and is a predicted model, not a curated record. The transcript is spliced from 7 exons.